This is a messenger RNA of Cadophora gregata, 1719 nucleotides long. RefSeq lists its product as uncharacterized. Bases 1 to 1719 code for a protein of 572 amino acids. NCBI's taxonomy places the organism in Eukaryota, Fungi, Ascomycota, Leotiomycetes, Helotiales, Ploettnerulaceae. The record is from RefSeq and is a predicted model, not a curated record. The transcript has 4 exons.
AUGGCAGACUGGUUGAGACCCGUUUUUGGACGCAGAGCACAAAGUUCAUCAGUCGGCGAACGCCCAAGCAGCUUUUCCGUCGAUGAAAGCGUCGUCGACAGCGAAGAUGGCAAUGUCUCAACUCCAAUACCACGCCUUCGACCUACCUCACGCGUUUCGUCGUAUAUUGGUAUGCGGCCUCCGACACCACCAAUUCCCCAGACACCUGAUACCUAUUUCAGCCUCAAGGAUCCUGAGAGCAUCUACCAUGAGCCUUCAAGAGAUCAGAUGGCAGAGAUGCUGAAAGUUGUCAUGAUGAACCAAAGCUCAACCACAUCUGUCCCUGUCGAGUACAAUAGCUGCAUAUUGCACGUCCUAGAAGCUUAUAAUGAACUCCGAAUAGAGUUGCGGCUGAGAGAAGAAACUAUCGAGGAGCUAAAGCACACCCACACCAAAGAUAUCAAGGAUUUUGAGAUGCUGGCUACGCAAUGGGAGACUAAGGAGAAAGAUUACAAAGCCGAAAUGAAGAAAUUGGAGAUCCUUCUGAGCAAGACGGAUGGUGGACUGGAGCAGGUCAGUCUCGCCAGGAGUAAGAGUACAGUUCAUGGCGCGCAGAGAGUGGGAGAUAGCAUCAGAAGGGAUAUUGGAACGAUCAAAGCGCGCCAUGUCGCUCGUAGUUCAAGAGAGCAUUCAAGUACGAAUGGAGAUGCCCCAAUCGAUGCUUCUACUAGUCACAGAUAUCGAGCCGACAGAUACUUCAAGACCAGAAUCAAGACCGACCCUCAAGAUCCGUCAACUGUUGACAAGGAACGUGAGCCUCCAUCCCGUAUUCUCCAGCCACGAGCUUCAACAGGCACACUCCAACUGUAUGCUUCGCCGGCACAGAUGGAAGAACCAACGGGACAGAACCAAUCUGAGACUAUAGAUCUUGCAGCUCUCACAAAUCACCAGCUCAAAGUUUCAGAGAAACAACGGGCACAAGAAGAGUUUGGAGUUGACUUUGGUUCAUCCACGGAAUCGGAAUCAAGCACAAAUACACAUAAUGAGACCUUCUCGCCAAGAGCUUUGUCAAAAGGACUUGGCGUCGGGCUCAGAAAACCGCAACUUGACCUUCCGACACGCAAAUUACCAAAAAAGCCAUCAACUUUGUCUUUGAAUGAGUCUUACGCAUCCCACUAUGAUAUCCUUUCCAAUGAGUCACCUCAGCAGAUGGGAUUUUCGUUCCGUCCUGGCGAUGACGCUGAAACCCUUGCACAAAGAAUGAGAACCGGCCAGAUACCCAGAAGACCAAUGAACUACGCUCGCCCGCAAAGCCGCAAGGAUAAUAGCUUGGAGGCAGAAGAUGAUGAACUUGCUCAGUCGCGGAGACUAGAGCUAUCACCCUACUCCAAAAUCGAUCCCAGAACCGGCGCUGGCUUGCCACACCGACCUUCUUUGAAAAGUUUACCUCGCCCCCGAGAUCUUCAAGAUUCCGAUGGCCUGAAAAGAGAUGAUUCCAGUGGUAGCUUCGUUACGGCUUUACGAGAUAAUUCUGGCAGAAGCAGUGCCAACGGCUCGCAGAACAAUAGCCAAAGACGCAAAAGGCUGGACAGGAGUACCGGGAGUAGUGAGGCAGUGUCAGCUGCGACGAAGGCUUUUGGUAAUGCUGCUGGGGCUAAGAGACCUUCUUUACAGAGGAAAUCUGGUUCCGAGCCGGUGGAUGGAGGUUCUACGGAUGGGAAUUUUUCGAGGACAAAAUGA